Messenger RNA from Prunus mume (Japanese apricot), 587 nucleotides. The record is from RefSeq and is a predicted model, not a curated record. NCBI's taxonomy places the organism in Eukaryota, Viridiplantae, Streptophyta, Magnoliopsida, Rosales, Rosaceae.
GAUCAUCUUAUAUUCCAAUUUUCCAAAACAGCAGAAGUAUGAGCACAACAGAAGAAUCAGUGCUUGAUUUGCUGCCUAAGUUCAGAUUCCAUCCCUCUGAGGAGGAAAUGGUGAACCUUUUGAAGAAUAAGGUGGAGGGCCAGGACUCCCAAGCCAUGCCUGAUGAAAUCGUUGACAAGCCUUGGGAUUUACCUGAUAAUGAAUCUAUCCAACUUUUUUGUCGCUUCUUGAAGAGGAUGAUGCAGGGCAAGGCCUCCCAAUCCAUCCCUGAAAUUGAUGUCUACAAGUACGAGCCUUGGGAUUUAGCUGAGCUCAUGUUCCCAGACUCUCCAUAUCAACCUAGGGCCUGGUUCUCCUUCAGCCGACCUGAUUACAAAUAUGCCAACAGUCGUCGCUGCAACAGGGCCUCAGGGAAGGGCUUCUGGAAAAUCACAGGCAAGCCACGACAAGUCAAGUCUCGACAACUUCCCAAAUCGGUCACUUGCAAAAAGAGGACCUUGACCUUCCAUGAAGGUCGUGUGCCUAAGUCGAGGAACACCGGCUGGGUCAGGCAGGAGUACUAUCUCACUCCAACUGACCCAGAAUAA